Molecule: messenger RNA, 2141 nt
Organism: Verruconis gallopava
Lineage: Eukaryota; Fungi; Ascomycota; Dothideomycetes; Venturiales; Sympoventuriaceae
Exons: 4
Coding region: 261-2141 (626 amino acids)
Molecular function (GO): oxidoreductase activity, acting on CH-OH group of donors; flavin adenine dinucleotide binding
Source: RefSeq, a predicted model, not a curated record
GUAUUCCUUAUCCCCGCACAAGGCCCAGUUUCUCUGAGACGAUAAGUUUUCUGCCGUCUUAGAUGCAAGGAUGACGAACCGAAGGUAAAAUGAGGGGUAAGAAAGCUCGAUUAAGCAUGUUAUAAUCCUCGAUUCUUCCACUCCGCCGAAAAUGGGACAUUUCGCGGUGUGUCAAAUCGACCUCGCCACGCCUUUCCUUGACAUGCUCGAGGAUAGCCUCGUUGCGCACUUGACAGCGAAUGGUUUGAGUAUAAAUCAUAAUGGAAUCCAAAAAUGCCCUAUGUGAUGUGGAUGAGUUCAUUAGUCAGUCUUAUGACUACAUAGUCGUUGGUGGAGGCACGGCGGGCUUGGUUGUUGCCGCCCGGCUAACAGAGAAUCCUGAUGUCAAGGUUGCCGUACUUGAGGCUGGCUCCAAUCGUAUGGAUGAUGAACAGAUCAAUACACCUAGUCUGUAUCCAACCUUGAUUGGAAGAGAGAAAUAUGAUUGGUGUUACAAUAGUAUACCCCAGCCGUCAGCAGGUAACAAGACUUACUCCGUCCCGAGAGGACGUGUGCUUGGGGGCAGCUCUGCUAUCAACUAUCUGAUGUAUGUCAGAGGCAGCCGAGAAGACUACGAUGGCUGGGAGUCGAUGGGGAAUAAGGGUUGGGGCUGGGAUGAGAUGCUUCCAUAUUUCAAGAAACAUCAGAGACUCGACGCGCCGGAAAAAGCACCAGCAGACAAGAAGUUUAUGCCACAUGAGGGCAAGGAGAAAUAUCAUGGGACGAACGGGCCAAUUCACACUAGCUUCAAUGACUACUACAUGCCAAUGGAGGAAGAUUUCUGCAAAGCUGCGUUCGAGACGGGAGGUACACCCAACAAUCUGUACGACGCAUGGAGCGGUGAUCACUAUGGUUUUUACUCCAGCCUGGGUGCGGUCGACCGGACGAACGACAUCGGACGUAGAAGCUACGCUGCAACCGGUUAUCUCAAACCUAAUUUGAACCGUCCUAACUUACGCGUCUUGACAGACGCUCACGCUUCGAAGAUUGUCCUUCGGCAAGACGGCAAUUCGAAUCUAGUAGCAUCAGGAGUGGAAUUUUUGCACGGGAACAAGAAGUAUGAAGUUCAUGUCACUCGUGAGGUCAUUCUUUCAGGUGGCGUCAUUGGUACACCACAACUUCUUGAGCUUUCUGGGAUUGGUGACCCCGAUGUCCUCAGCAAGGCUGGCGUCCAUUGCGUUGUAAAGAAUGACAAAGUCGGAGCAAAUUUUCAGGAUCAUGUCUUAGGGGGGAUGCUGUUCGAUCUUAAGGACGGGGUUAAAUCCAUGGAUGAACUACACAAUGAAGAUUAUGCCAAAACACAACAGGAGGUUUACGAAAAAACUAGAAAGGGACCAUACGGUAACCCCGGGAUGCUGAUGGGUUUUGUCUCCUACGCAUCGAUUGUGGACAAAAAGACUCUGGACGACACAAUCGCAGACAUAAAGAAGAACUCCCUCGCACAAACCGAUUUUGAGAAGGCACAGGAGAAGGUCAUAGUCGACCAGCUCAGCAACCCUACGUUCGCUAAUAUCCAGACAUUCUGCAUACCGUGCCGACUGGAUCUCUCUGCUGGUCAUUCUCAAAUUCAGUUUUUCUCCGCUCCUCCAAAGGGAAAGAACCAAGUCUCACUGCUUGUCUGCCUCGAGCAUCCACUUUCACGUGGUAGCGUUCACAUCACAACUUCCAACCCUCUUGACGCUCCAAGCAUUGACCCAGGCUACUUCCGAAAUCCCGCAGAUCUCAAAAUGCUCGCUGCCGGGAUUGCGUGGAUGGACAAGGUAAGCAAGCACCCGCUUUUGCAGAAGAGUCUUGGGGAUCGAGUUUUGCCGCCAAAAGACUACGCUCUUGAUACGGAGCAGGCAAGAAUGGACUAUGUGAGGAACCAUGUGAGCACACAGUAUCACUUGAUUGGAACGGCAAGUAUGGGCCAGGUAGUCGACGAUAGGCUGAACGUGUAUGGGGUCAGAGGUCUGAGGGUCGUCGACGCUAGUGUAUUUCCCGGGCAUGUCAGUGGAAAUAUCAUGAGUACGACAUAUGCAGUGGCAGAGAAAGGGGCCGAUCUGAUCAAAGAGGAUGAUGGGAGAUACCAUCUCAAUCGGAUUGAUAGUGCAACGCACUGA